AUGACAAUCCUGUCCUACUCCACUAAACGGAGACGCCUAAAUGAUGGGGCGUCUGCCCUCUCAAAACCAUUCAAGUCCCCACUAAAAGCAGCUACUCGGCCAUUCGAGGAUGGUGAAAGAGAUGGUGAAAAGGCUGUUGACACGAACAAUGGCCAAGAACAGAAAAAGGAUCUUACAGCCACGAUCCACAGCAGUCAUCUCGACGCGCAUCCAACCACAGCAUCCACAGGGAAGUCUACACCAACCGACCCAUCAACAGAUCACCUUAAGGAAGACUCUAUCCUCCAUGUCCUUGAAAAGCAACACUCCGACCUCAUCUUUCAACUCAACAGACUCGGCCAAAACCUCGACACAGCCCAACAAGCCCUCAAAAUCGCAUCCUCAUCUGCCGACACCGAGCUUGAAAACGUGAUCACCAAAUGGAAACUCGCAAGCCGAGAAGCAGCCGAGGAGGUCUUUCGAGGCGCCAAAGACCGCGUCAAUGGCAUGGGUGGUGUGGGUGCCUGGCGAGAGCGAAGCAGGAAGAAACCCGAGGGAUGGGACGACGAGAAUUUGCAGGCAGAUCUGAGGUACAUGAGCGAGGAGCAGAGAGAAGAAAUGGAGAUGCGGAAGGAUGAGUGGGAGACAGAGAGGAGGAAGUAUGGUUCUGAGAAGGAGGAAGAGGUGAUGGAAAAUGAGGAUGAUUCCUUCACGAUGGACAUGAUGCUGGAGAGCCUCAAUAUCGAGCUUGACGUGAUCGGCUACGAUAAAAAUAACCAAAGGUGGUGCGAUUGA
Endocarpon pusillum Z07020 is the source of this 774-nucleotide messenger RNA. RefSeq lists its product as uncharacterized. The transcript has 2 exons. Gene Ontology annotation, biological process: DNA recombination. The record is from RefSeq and is a predicted model, not a curated record. Lineage: Eukaryota; Fungi; Ascomycota; Eurotiomycetes; Verrucariales; Verrucariaceae. Bases 1 to 774 code for a protein of 257 amino acids.